This is a messenger RNA of Podarcis lilfordi (Lilford's wall lizard), 11176 nucleotides long. The record is from the annotation of a GenBank genome assembly. NCBI's taxonomy places the organism in Eukaryota, Metazoa, Chordata, Lepidosauria, Squamata, Lacertidae.
AUGGAGUCGGUGGUGUUCAUUUUUUCACUCAUUGACUGCUGCGCCCUGAUCUUCCUCUCCGUUUAUUUCGUAUCCUCCGGUCUCUGUUUUUUUGGCGGGCGGCCUGGGAAGAGGGAGGCUCAAGCGGGCCAGGCAGCCCUCCGUGGUCUGUGGGUGGGCGGGCUGGGAAGGACCGUUGGGGCGGCGAAGGGGCUCUGGGAGGCCGGGGGCGUCGAUGACCGUCGGCCGUGGGGGCCGCGAAGGUGCUGCUGCGGGAGAACGAGGAAAGAAGGGGCUCCUGGGAAGGAGACCGUGGGGGGGGGCAGCGAGGGGCUUUGGGGGAGCGGCCUCGAGAAUAUGUUUAAGGGAAGAAAAGUGGGGUGCGAAUGUUUUAAACGCUGCCUUUAGGUGUUUGGGGCGAGAGGAAAGGGUGGUGUGGCUAACGAGGGGUAAAAAGGGAUGAAUCCGCGGACCCUUGCACCUUCAGUCAGGGUUGGUAUCCUGGCCCAGGCAAAUGGGACAUUAGUGCCGGCCUCUUACCCCUUUGGGCCCAUUGGAGAGCCUAGACUAGAAGGCACCACUGCUGGGCCCUGGCAGCCACCCAGUUUUGCUAAGCUAUGGUAUUAGCCAUGGUGGUGGCCAAGGAGACAUGGAGGUAAUAUGGCAGCGUUUCCAGCAGAAAUUUAAAUGCACACGCAGUCUUCCUAACUGUAUAAAAACCCUGUUUUAUUGUAGCUCUGUAAAUUGUAGUAUGGCACUCAGGCAGUGCUUUUCACGGAUUGUUUUAUAUGGAUAGGUUAAAUUUUGCCUAGAACUCGCAACUUACAAAUAUAUAAAAUAUUGAAAACUGUUAUUGUUAUCAUGACAUUUUAGCUAUACACCUCAUAUGAGAUAUUUGAGAGUUCUGCUGGGGUGCGUGCUUAUACUUGGGUUGCCCCCCUAGUCCUAGAUGUGUAUACUUGGAAAUAAAUUUCAUGAAUAGGAACUUACUUAGUCUCAUGAAUGGGAGCUUACUUCCAGGUAUAUGUGCCCUUUGUUUUAUCAUUCAGACUGUUGCAAGAAUACUUCUGUGGUUGUUUUAUGACUUCUUAGGUUACAAAGGCCUUAAACAUGGCCUUCAGAUUUUUUUCUGAAGGUCAAAGUACCUUAAGUGUGCCUGCUCCUAAGAUUAACAUUUAGAUAUCUCUCAUUUUCCAAGAAAAUGUUCAAGCAUUUUAGUUAAGAAUUGUGUGAUAUCCUGAGUUUUUUCUUAAAUAUCUUGAUGCUGCUGAAGAUGUUGCUAUGCUAAAUGGUUGAUUACAUGACUAGUAUUUCCUAACUAAAAUUGCUUCCUUUUCAUGCAUCCAUUAUAAGGCAUUAUGGAGCACUGAACAUGUCAGUAUAAUUAUGCCCUGCUUCAGUUAAAUUCAGUGUAUUAAGUGGCAUACUUAGCUCUUACUUCUGUUGGUCAUGACCUGUAGUUGGGUCUAAAUUUCUAGCUCAAGAAUUUAUUGUAACAGCACAAAGAGGGUGUGUCUGUCAUGGGUUCAGCGUGAUGCCACAGUAGCCUUGUGGCAAGAAACCAUAGGUUUCUGUUUUACGUGAAUUAACAGCUCACCCUUCCCUCUGUUCCCUUUGCGUGCCUCCAGGCAGGGGAUCUGAAAGUUUUGCUUCUGAAUUUCAACAACAGUUUCCAGUGCACAAAAGGGGAUGGAAGGGAAGAGAGGGAAGAAUGUGUAAGUCUCAUUGUAGCUCAUUCACAUAAAGGGAAACCAUGGGUUUUAUUCAGCUAAGUAGACUCAAUAAAAUUGAUAUGACUGAGAUGGGUCCAUUAAUUUCAGUGGUUCUACUCUAAGUAAACUUGGUUGAAUACAAUCCCAAUGCUGCUGUUUCCUGCAGCAUAUGAAUGUGACCAAUGUGUGGUUGUAUGCUUUUGUUACAGCUGCUAUUCUGCAUUAAAUGUUCAAUAUAUAAAAUAGUUGUACAAUAACAGGAACGAACCCAAGCUGAUAGAGAGGUGUUAUCUAUAGCUCUGCAAUGAAGAUGCAACUAUUUUCUUUAUUUAAUUUGCUUUCUUGCCAUUUAUCAUAUGGUUCCAGGGCAGGUUACAAUUUACAAUUAUAAAACAAAGAAAACAGUUAAAACCACGAAACAAGGAAAGUUUAAAAAGUGUAAAAAACAGUUCCUUAUAUAAAAACAGUUUAGAAAACCUGUCAGGCUCCUGCAGACUCCAGGUAUAACUGGAACCCUUCGUGGCCAAGCCACUGUUCAGCUAUUGCUGAAGCUGCUGUGACCCAACACAGUAAUUGCAACAGUGGCCAGGGAAGCCUGCACUUAGUCUUGGGUGUGUGCGCUUAGGUUGGCACCUUAGGUUCUCUGCUUCUGCCUUAUAACUAUUAUGAUUGCUGUGGCCAGUCACGGUGGUUGUGUGGAUGCUGGGGCUUGCACUACCUAGGAUGCCAAGUUUGUUGUAGCUUGGGGCUUGGCUGUGUGCACUGAUGUUGUUAAGUCUAUCAGCGUAACAGCUGGGUUGUGAAUUCUGCUGUUACUAAUCGAUGAAUCUUCUGAAAUAGCCUCUUGCUUGUGAGCGUUCUGCCUGUUCUGUAACCUUUGUUACAUUAGUAGAAUCUCUUGUAGUCAGAUGUUUAUAUGAACUGUUUAACUCUGUUGUAAUACUCAGGGGUGGUGCAAGGCAUUUAUGGGUCUUGUGUCACAGGGUAGAGGGCUUCCAAAACCAUAGUAAUUCCUUAUCUUGACCUUCAGAUAAUUACAUUAUCAGAUUUGGAAUGUGACUACAUUAAUGCUAGAUCUUGCUGCUCAAAACUAAAUAAAGUAAGUUUUUUUUCUUUUCUCUUUUUAAAGUGAUGCAAUUCUGGAAUUAGAUUUAGAAGUGGUGUGGGGGGGGUCAUCUUAUUAAUAUGAAAUAAUCAGGAUUAUGUAACGUAUAAAAAUAAUACUGAUAGAGUCUGUUCCACUGUCAAAUAUAUUUUACUGUCAAACCAUUCCUCAUAGGGUUUGGUUUUCAGACCUUUGAUCAUCUUGGUUGCCCUCCUUUGCACGUGUUCCAGCUUGUCAAUAUCUUACUUAAACUGUGGUGCCCAGAACUGGACACAGUACUCCAGGUGUGGUCUGACCAAGGCAGAAUAGUACUGUUACUUCCCUUGAUCUGGACACUAUACUUCUGUUAAUACAGCCUAGAAUAGCAUUAGCUUUUUUUGUUGUUGCAUCACACUGUUGACUCAUGUUCAGUUAGUGGUCUGCAACGACCUCUAGAUCCUUUUUACACCUAUACAGUGGUACCUCGGGUUACAAACACUUUGGGUUACAGACUCUGCUAACCCGGAAGUAGUACCUCAGAUUAAGAACUUAACCUCAGGAUGAGAACAGAAAUCGCAUGCCGGUGGCAGCGGGAGGCCCCAUUAACUAAAGUGGUACCUCAGGUUAAGAACAGUUUCAGGUUAAGAACAGACCUCUGGAAUGAAUUAAGUUUGUAACCAGAGGUACCACUGUACCCACAAGACAGGUUCCCCCAUCUUAUAUUUGUACACCUGAUUCUUCCUGCCUAAGUGUAGAACCUGACAUUUGUCCCUAUUGAAACUUUUAAAAGACAUCUGAAGGCAGGAGGUUUUUAAUGUUUGAUGUUUUUAUUUUGUUUUUAGAUAUGCUAUAAGCCGCCCAGAGUGCCUGGGGAAACUCAGCCAGAUGGGCAGGGUAUAAAUAUAAUAAUAAUAAUAAUAAUAAUAAUUAAUAAUAAUAAAGUUUGGGCCCAGUUCUCCUGUUUAGGUCAUCUUGAAUCCCUAUUCUGACUUACAAUGGAAUAACUAAGAAAUGGAUGAGUCCUUCAUGUGUGAAUAGUUUGCUGCCUUUUGCUUAUUUGAAAAUUCACCCACUUAGAUCUAGAUGCAUUCCUCUGGUAGUACUUUUGAUGCAGGAUUUCCCCAGCACUAUGCUAAUAGUAUUUUGUCUUUGUGAGGGAAAAGGAAUCCUCUUCCCGUCCCACUAACUCUCUUUGGGACCUGGUGUCAACAUGUGGGUUGUUCAGUUAAUGGGCCUUUUGGAUCUCCCCUGAUCCUCAGAACCUGCGUUGCUCAAAUUCCUCCACCACACUCCAUGACUUCUCUAUUUUUCUCCUUGUGUUUCCUGGCUUUGGGAAAGCAAGAGCCGUGACGGGGGGGGGGGGGAAACACAUGCCUUGUUUGCUAAAGGUCCCAGAUUUAGUCCCUGACAUCUCCAGGAAGGGCUGGGAAGAACUCCUGUCUGACGACCUGGAGGCUAUUAUGCUGUCAAUACUGAGUUAGUUGGAUCAGUGCUGACUCAGUAUAAGGCUUCCUGUGUUCCAUAGCUCAUCUUGUAUACCCGCAUUCUGCUACCUUCUUGUCCUUUGCAGGCCAUUUCCUUUUCCUUGCCCAGACCUGGCCAUUUGCAACUUCCUGCAAAGUAUGCCUCUCUAGCCCAUUCCUGUGUUUUUCCUCCUUGCUCUCCCCUUGUAGUAUUGUCACUGCUUGCAUCCCAUGGCUCAGUCCCCUUUGCCACCUGGUUUCUCCUCUGCUCUUUACAGUUUGUUUCCUGUUAAGUUGCAUUAGUUCUGCAGUCAGGUUACCAUUGAUGGCUUUAAAAGAUCAACGAUUUGCCGAGGACUAGUAUCCAUUGCUAACAAAUAGCAAAGAUAUGUGUGUUGUCAAUGUCAUCCUUUUUAUGGCACAGUUUGGAUUACUGUGUCUUAAGAAUUUAAGAACAUAACACAUGCAGCCCUGCCCUUUUGGAAAGUCCUCUUCCCUCUGUGGAGCCCUCCCUAGAACUUUAGUCUUGAAGUUAAAGGCAAGCAUUUAUAAUUUGUUCCUGUAGAGCAGGGGUUAGCAAACAUUUUCUGUAAGCGGCUGGUCCACUGUCCCUCAGACCUUGUGGCGGGCCGGACUAUAUUUUGAAGAAAAAAAAUGAACAAAUUCCUAUGCCCCACAAAUAACCCAGAGAUUCAUUUUAAAUAAAAGCACACAUUCUACUCAUGUAAAAACAUGCUGAUUCCCGGAUUGAGAAGGCGAUUGGGCCGGAUCUGGUCCCCGGGCCUUAGUUUGCCUACCCAUGCUGUAGAGGGAACCUAGCAGACCAUUCAGGUGCAAAAGUAAGUAGAAAGGAACAUAGUAGUAAUGCUGGUGGAAGUGGAAUGUUACUGUUUGAGCUCAAAAUUAGGGGUUUCAGCAGAAAAGAAUCAUGCCAAUGUUUGCUUGUGUGUGUGUGUGUGUGUGUGUGAGAGAGAGAGAGAGAGAGAGAGAGAGAAAGAAAGAGCGUGCGCUUGCAAGGUGAUGCCUCAGAGCCUGGGCACACUUCUCCAUUCUGCUUCUGAAAUCUCAACAGUAGACCCUCCAAGUGCCCCUAUUUUCCAGGGACAGUCCCAGAUUUACAGAAGCCGUCCCAGUUUCUGAACUGAUCCUGGAAUUUCCGGCUUUUCCUUAGAAUAUCCCUAUUUUCAUUGGAUAAAUGUUGGAAGAUAUGCAACAGGCUACAUGUUGAAGCCUGAGCUCAGCCAAAAGGCUUAGAAACUUAAAAAAUAAGAUUAAGAUCCUUGGAAUGCUAAAUUAUGCACUUUUUUUCCAAAUCCUGCACACAACUCUGGACUUGGAUAUGUUCCCAAAUAGACCCAACUGCUUCUGUCUGCAGUACUUUUCUCAAUGCUGCCUCUGAAGUGCACGGCCAGAUCCUGAAAAGAAGUUUGGACACUUUGACGGCAUAGUGGUGUUUUUGUGUGUGUGUGUUUUUUUUAAAGUACUUGUAGUCAUGUGAAUUGUGCCAGUUCUGUGAUCAGUCGGCAGACUGAUAAUAGUGUUGACAGUGUACUUUUAUCCCAUUUGCUUGUACACUCCCACAGAGUGUUGUAUAAAGGCUUUUAUUUUUCUAAAAAUUUCUCUUUUCCAGUGGGUGAUCCCUGAAUUGAUUGGCCAUACCAUUGUUACUGUAUUAAUGCUUAUUUCACUGCACUGGUUCAUCUUCCUCCUCAAUUUACCUGUAGCAACCUGGAAUAUAUAUAGGUAAGGGCCAGUGGGGUUGUUUGUGGGUCUUUAUAACUGUUACCACUUAUUGAAAAUGUGUUUCAGAUGUGGAAUGCUGUUAUUGACUUGAUGCCGAUCAUGCUGUUCCUCCAUUAGUCUGUCUUGUUCCACAAUUUAUGAAAUUUACCAUCCUCAGCGGGAACUGCUUGAACCUCAGUGUUACUUUCUCUACUCUCUUAACUUUUAAAUCUGUCGAGGUGUUUUGCUUUUCCUGAGGACUGAUGUGACUUCUCUCCUUGAGGGCAUUUGAAGGUGGGGGGAGGGCCAGAAAGCUCACUAACUGCAUCUUGGAGCUUCUUUAUUCCUGUCCAAAUAAAAAGAUCCCAUGGGUUGAAGCAGGCCCUGAUGUUGUUUGUGUCUGCCUCCCUCAUGAUGGAUGGAAAGUUUAUUUUACAGGAAAAUAUAUGGUGGGAAUUUUUUCUGUUACAUAAAAUUCUAUACCCCCACAUCAUUGCUACUGUGGGCACUAUCUACUGCGAAAUAAUCUAUUGGUUUGUAUCAUUGCUUUCCCCUUGUGUUCUUCCAUUAUUAUUGGCAUUAUGUAAUAAUGUCCUAAGUGAUGCACAUACUGAGCCACUAAUUCCAAUAGCUGUGGUGCUCUGCCAAGUGCUGCUGAUAACAGUUGACACCACUGUUGGUAGAGCAACUAUUUAUAAGGCCUGAGCUGCUGCUUUUCCUCUAAUAUUGUGGUGAACUUAGCACGUGGUUGGUUUUCUAUAGUUGGCUGCAGUGAGAUUUGUUUGCAGCCAACUAAAGACAACCAACCAUGCCCUGCCUCUCCUAACCUCUCGCUACCAAGGAAAUAUAAUAAACAAAUAGAAAGAGAACCUACCCUAGUGACACUGACACAAAAACCCCACACAGACGCUAAGUAUUUCCACCCUACCCCCCUCCUCUUCUUCCUCAACUUUAUUCUGUACACAACACUAAUGUCUCACUUCAAAUGCGAAAAAGAUUCUGCAACCUGAAAAGAGACAAUGCAUGUACUUUCGUAAACCAAGAAAAUCUUUAAUAAAUUUUAAAAAACACAAAAAACUUAGCACAUUAGGUCAAACAUUCAUGUUCCUCUUGAUGACUUCUAUGUGUGUAUGAUACAUUAGAGGGAACUUAACAUAAUAGAUGAGAGAUGGGGAAUCUGUGGCCCUCGAGUUGUUCUUGGACUCAAACUCCCAACAGCCCCAGUCAUCCCAGACAAUGGACAGGGACAAUAGGAGUUGUAGUCAUAGCAUCUAGAAGACAGAGAGUUCCCAUCCUUGACAUAGCUGUUUUGGAACAGAAUUCCAGGUGUUGCUUUCGAUCUUUAAGGACCAUCUUCUUCCACUUGAUCAUCUUAGAUGCCCUUCUCAAAAGUGCCCUGAAUGAUUGAGGUGUAGUUGGUGGCCACAGGACAGAGGGCAUUUUCAGUGGUUGCCCCCUGGCUGUGAUUUACCUUUCUCAAAGAGACUCAUCUGACACCUGUAUGGUUAAAUUCCUUCCAGUAGCACCUUGGAGACCAGCUAAGUUUGUUAUUGGUAUGAGCUUUCAUGUGCAGAAGAAGUAUCUGAAGAAGUGUCCAUGCACACGAAAGCUCAUACCAAUAACAAACUUAGCUGGUCUCCAAGGUGCUACUGGAAGGAAUUUUUUUAUUUUGUUUCAACCUAUAUGGUUGUCAUUUUGCUGCCAGAGCAAGAUCUUUUUGUUUUUCCAAGCCUUUUGAUCUGUCUUUGCCUGCAAUAUUUUUAUUUUCUGUAACUACCCCUUUGCUGUAUUCAUACUUUUAUUGUUGAAUUUUAAAUAGAUUCAUUAGCUUUUGUGGGCUUAUGAAUAAUUGUUUAAAUAUUGUUUAAAUUGUCUCCUCAAAAUAAAAUAUAUCCAAAUAAGUCUUGUAGACAUUGCUGUAGGUGCUUGGUUGUUAACUCAUUUCUCUUUAAAAGAAAACCACUGACCUUUUUGAUGUCGAAAUGAGUAACUUGCCUGUGCUUCCAGUAGAGAGAAGCUAAAUGUGAAAGUGGUUUCUGAAGUACAUUUACCAUAUCAAAGCUGGGGGUUUUUUUUACUGUCUGUGAACCUAUUUUGUACAUUGAUGCAGGUUUGUAUGUGCUGAUCACAAGAAAGUAAGCAUUCAUUUGGUUCCCUUUCCCAUCCCCCUUCCCAGUAGAAAGCUGCUUGCAUUCUACAGUUGAUAUUGACAAGUGGAUUGCAGAUCCAUUGUAUGGUCUAAAAUUUGGGUCAGAGAACAUUUCAGCCAGCUCUCCCUCACACAUAAAUUGCUUGUGUGGAUCUACUCACAUGAAUAGUAUAAAGUCAAAACAAGGUGAUUUACGAAAGAUCAUAGCCCUUCCCUCUGUAAACAGGACAACUUGCCAUGUGUGUGUUUUUCUAAUUGCCGGUGGGAUGCUGUGAUCUCACAGAAGUCUCUCAGAUAAUGCUGUUCACAUGAGUAGGUUCUGUGCAUGAGCAACUCUUUACAAGGGUCAAGCAGCUGAAGUAGUACCCAAAUUAAGUAGCAUGGUUCCAACACACACACUGGAGAGACAGCUUUCAACUGGCCAUGUUCUUAAGCUCCUAACUAAAUUCUUCCAUGUUCCAAGUAAAUAUAUAACCCUGCAUUUGCAGUAUUCCAUUUUUCGAGAUUGGGGGAGUUCCCAGGGUUCUCCAGAUAAUGAAUUUGCACCAUAUUUUGAAAGCAUUUCUUUGUCUAGUGAAACUAAUGUUGUGCAAACGCUUUCUCCACAACUGUCCCCCUUUGCACAGACACAGUCUCCAUAUGCCCUCAUUCUUUCCAGUUGCACUGCUUCCAUCUGCCCUCACAAGUAUUCAGGUUUCCAUGUUCUCUGUCCCUUUUUCGUUUUGCUCUCCUGUUUGAGCCUUCUGAUAUCUGCCUUCCAUCACAUUACAUAUUCUCUCUGGGACAAACCUUGCUUUCCCACCAGCCAUCAAUCCAGUUUUCUCUACAAAAUCUGCUUCAAAACUUGUCUUGCCGCCGCUCUCCUUGCCUAGACCCUUCUUCAUGCUUUGAUACCUUUUGGUCCUUUCUAUUAGCACAAUGAGCUUGAUUUGUGUCUCCUCUGUGCUGGAGUGCUGUUGGCAUUACAACAUUUUUUCCUUAAUCCUUUUCAGGUACAUUAUGGUUCCUAGUGGAAACAUGGGAGUAUUUGACCCCACAGAGAUCCAUAAUCGAGGGCAGCUGAAAUCACACAUGAAGGAAGCCAUGAUUAAGCUUGGCUUUCAUCUCCUUUGUUUUUUCAUGUAUCUUUACAGGUAAGUCUCAAGUCUUACAACUUGGAAAGAAGACCAGCAGCAUAUUUAAAAUACCUGCCGCCACACCAGCUCUGAACUUAAUAGGGUUCAUCUAUCUGCUGUGCUGUUUAAGCUUUCUGCUACAUUCACAAUUCGUAAUAGUGGCCAAAUGCUAGUUCUUCCUCUCUCCUCAAACCCCACACCCCCAUUUCUUUCUUUUUGUUAAAAAAAUACUAGUUGCCUUUCAGUUUUGCUGCAUGUUCCUAUGUUCAUGUAUUUUCGUGAGGGUAUCAGGAAUAUCUGACUGACACUGUUUGUAACUGGGUUUAGGUUUAGACUGGGAGCCCAGCACAUCACGUGACCCUCUGGGAUAUCACACUACAGCUCAUCCAGGAAAGAGAUUCAAGACCUGGAUAUAUCUAAUGUAAAACAAAUCAGAAAGGCACCUUGCAAUGCUUUUGAAAACACAUCCCCAAAUUUUACUGCUGACACAUAAUCCUCACAAAGCAACAGCAGAGGUGGUCACAACUUAAAUUGAUCUUGUGGUUCUCGUGUAAAAAGGCAAGUAAACAAGGGCAUGGUUCCUUUGCGCUUCCUUAGCUGUUAAUAGCUCUUUAUUUUUAUCCUGUGAACCACCCUGAGACCUGCGGGUAUAAGGCGGUAUAGAAAUCAAUCAAUUAAUGAAUUCACCUGGUCAUGUUUGUUGUAUGGUGACUGGUUGUCACACAAAGACUUCCAUCACUGCUGGCUUUUUCUUUGAGAGCCUCUCUGUGGGCGAAGUUUAUUUGUGGCGACACUCACUGCGGAAUGAGGUGCGAGUCCACUCUUAACUUACACUUUCUGUUUAGAUGCGGUAUGUUUUGUUCUUCCAGCUGGAUAUUUCUUUUCACGCUUGUGGCUUUAUACAAAAACAUCCUAGGAAUUGUAGUUUAGCUGGGUGUUAUCUGCUAAGAGAUCCCUACUCUCUUUCCUGCCGCAUCAGAAGUACAGUUCCCAAAGUUCUCUGGGAAGAGAGAAUUUGUGUUUAACAAGUUGAAAGUCUGUAGUAUACAGUGUUUGUCAUCUUGUCCUGUAUACAGUACUGCAGGCUCAGUUUUUGAGCAGUUCCUUGUUUCUGUUUAAAUAUCUGCAUUCAGGCCACACCUUGAGAAGAUUCCAUAUACAGAAGAUUCCAUAUAUGUAAAUUGUCAUAUAUUUAGAUGUUAUCAUACAUAUAUGACAAAAGUGUCCCAUUCCUUCCCUAGAAUAUAGGCCCGGUUCCAGGGUGGUUAUUCUGCAUGUGUGGAAUGGUUUUUGGAAUAAAUGCCAUGUGCUCAUAGAUGGGAAGUAACACUGUGUGGUGUUCACACCAUUCACUUAGUUUCAUCAUUUCAGGCUGUGAGGUUGGAUUUCUGGACAGGUUUAAGUUAUAAGGAUUUUCUUCGAGGUUCCCAGAGAUGGAAAUCAUUGGUCCAUCUGUGCUGGGGAUGUUGCAACCGAUGAUGAAAGUGGUCCUUGCCUUUAUUUGAAGGCUUAAGAUCUAAAUGCUUUUGAAACUGUGGGUGGUGAACUAUUGACAAGACAGGCCUGUUUAAGACGCAGUCCUACAUGCCAUACCAGCUAUGCAUAAUACAUACCUUGUAAACUCUGGAAUUUGUCUAGCACUAGACAUGCCUUAUAAAGCCUCGAUUAUCAAGCAGCUUUAAACUUGAGGAUAUCCUGGACUAAAAGUGACUUGCUGCGGUAACGGCUAGCCUUGUACAAUCACAUAUGCUACCACUUUGCAUCACGAUGCCUAGUUCUUCAGUAAGACCGGACUAUGCAAAUGAACCAAAUGGAAACAACUUUGCCAAUGUUGCUAGCAUAAUAAAGAUGCAAGUUGCAGGGUGUGCAUGUAAGGUUAUCUAUUUAAAAUUGUACCUUUAAUAUGUUUUCCUUCUUUCUGCAGUAUGAUCUUGGCGCUGAUAAAUGACUGA